Hymenoscyphus albidus is the source of this 1277-nucleotide messenger RNA. The record is from the annotation of a GenBank genome assembly. NCBI's taxonomy places the organism in Eukaryota, Fungi, Ascomycota, Leotiomycetes, Helotiales, Helotiaceae.
GCUCCCCCAUACAAGUCCAUCUCCGCCUUGUCAAACAACUCAACAUCCCACUGCCAUACGGAUCUCUAUCAAGUCCAACAACAAACUACAAACAUCAUGAACCAUCUUCCACAAGCUUGGGGCCGUGUAUGCUAUCCAAUUUAAACUCACCUUUCGAAUACAGUUCACUGACUAGCUAUCAAUAGCCUAGAGACGACGUUUACGGUGCAUACGACAGUUCAUAUCUGCAGAACGGUGGACCAACUCAACAUACCCAACGACCUAUAGUUACUGGUACUUCGGUGGUGGCGCUUAAGUUCAAGGAUGGCGUUGUAAUCGCUGCGGACAACUUGGGUAAAUCACCUUCGCCAUUCCCAUAUGGGCCGGGCAUAGCUAACCUCAUCGUACAGCUUCAUACGGCUCCCUUGCCCGAUUCACAGAUGUCAAGCGUCUUCGAAAAUUUGCAGAGACAUCAGUUGUUGGAUUUGGUGGCGACGUAUCAGACAUGCAAUAUCUCGACCGACUCCUCAACUCACUCGAUAUCCAAGAAGCAUAUGGUUCAUCCGGCCAUACUCUUAACGCACAAAACCUCCAUACCUACCUUUCAAAAGUCCUGUAUAAACGUCGAUCUGACUUCAACCCCUUAUGGAAUCAGUUGUUGGUUGCAGGGCUUGAUGGGGAGAGCAAGCCGUUCUUAGCAGCUGCCGAUUUGCUCGGUACUACGUUCAGUUCGCCCAGUUUAGCAACAGGAUAUGGUGCACAUUUAGCUCAACCACUUUUGAGAAAUGUUGCACCAGAUGAAGAAGCUGCUUCAAAAUUGUCUUUGGAACAAGCGUUGGAGGCAGUGAAGGAGUCGAUGAAGGUCUUGUUCUACAGAGACGCAAGAAGUAUGGACAAGUAUUCUAUCGCUGUGAUCACGAAGGACGGUAUUGAUCUAAAGGAGAAUGAGCAACUUGAGAAGCAGAGUUGGGCAUUGUGAGUACUCCAAACAUCAGUUUCUUAGAACACCACUAAUACAUAAGAUAGCGCAGAUCAGAUCCGGGGCUAUGGUACUCAGGUCAACUGAGAUGUUUUUGCUUCGCUGUACUAUUAGACCGCAAUGAUAUGAAGCAUGACAACAGCACUUUUCCUUCUGACUACGAUUGAUAAUACCUGAUUGAGACAUUGAUAACGAUUGAAGUCUGGAUAUAACGAACUCAUAGUGACCAUGACUGUUCUCACGGAAGCGAGAUAUUGUAUGUGCCUUUGUAGGGGAUGACUUACCGGAAAGACUUCCAUAAUUGACACUUGUCUCUGGC